CCAGGAGACGAGAGAAGAUUGAGGAGAGAGGCUAGAGAAAGGGCAGCGGCAAGGAGAGCGAGGGCAGCAGAGGAGAGUGCUAGAGCUAGAAUUACAGCUAGCAUCAGUACAACCAUGGCUACCUCAUCUAUGACGCAACCCUCUACACAACCCACUUCGUCAGGAGUCAGUCAGAGUGGUGCUCAGGCGGUCACUAGUCAGAUUGGUCAUGUGCGAGUCAGCCAAUCUCCUAUCACGCCGGAGGACUUGGAAAUCCGGCAAGCAGAAGAACUUCAGGAUGAGGUACAGCGGCAGAUGGACGGAGUAGUAGAAAGGAGAAGAAAAGCUAUGCAACGAAAAGCUAGACUAGAAAGUAGAUUGCAGGAGUUAGGCAGACUGGAAAGACUAGAUGAGGCAACAUUAGACCCUGCUAUUCGUGUGCUGCGAGGCGCCUUACUUUCAGUGGCCGAAGCGCAAAGCGUUCAACAGGAAUUGUUGGCUGAUUUGGUAGCAGGCCAGAAACAAAUUCUGGCUGAACUUAGGGGCAUUCGCCCAACGGCGAGGCCGCCACAGUUUGCUGUAGUUCCCCCUGUAGGUGCGGGUCCAUCAUCGAUGCCGCAACGCACAGGGCAAACUUUCUCUCCCAUGUUUGGCAUGCCCUCCCCGGGUGGUUUAGGUGCAACUAGUGGUCCGGUUCAUUCAGUCUCAGCCGUACCGUCUACAACAGUGGUCACUACAGUCCCACUGUCCAGCCAGGCCCAGGUUCGUUUGCAACAGCCUGUUUCAGUGGCUAUGCAGCCGCUGCAUCAAGCACCUGGGCCCAUGCAGCAGAUGCAGUGGAUGCCCAAGAUACCUCUAAUGAGUCCCAAGCCUUUCUCUGGAGACAAGAAGAGGGAGGAAGACUUGGACACCUGGGUGAGGACUGUGCCUACUUAUGUGAGGCACAAGCUCACAAGGCCAGAACAGGAAGUGGUAGUGGCUGCCUCCUUUUUAGAAGGAUCAGCAGCCCGCUGGUUGAAUGGCUUGGUGCAGCAACAGGGCUACAGUCAAGAUUUCGAUGCCUGGGCUCAGUCUCAAACAUUGGAACAGUUCGUACGGUUCGUCUACAACAGGUGGAAUGACCCGCAAGGGGCUCAAAAGGCCACCGAUGUUAUCAACUACCUUUGUUCCCGUAGGUUCAAGGAUGUCAGAGAGCUUACAAACACCGUAGAACGCCUUCUCGUGGUACCUGGUGUGCGUUUUGACCCGCAGGUUCUCCUAACGGACUACAGAGUUCGUAGCCAUUCUGUGGUACCUCCACGGUCUAAGUAUCAGCAACAGCGACUCAGCAGGCGGACGACUGCAGCGGCAUCAAGUACAACUACGGCAGUACCAGUCACCACCGGGGUUCUUCCCGCAUGUCCGGUCCAAGGGGCCAGUGAGCCGUUGUCGGCUUACCUUCAGCGGGUACAGGCAUUCACGGAUGUCGUAGCUACCGCAAAGACACAGCAAGAGGCAGCAGAGGCGGAACGUCAGCGGCUGGCCAGUGAGGCGGCAACCCAAACUCAGCGGACUACUGAGGCUGACGCCGUGGCUCGAGAUAAGCGGAACGCCAUCAGCAUGGAGGCCUUGACUCAGAACGAGAGUCACUGGACGACACUGCUCCAAGACAUGCUUUUUGUGCCUUCGGAUACACAGGCGGAUCCGACACCGGCGGAGGAAGAAAGGAGUAACCUGGCAGACCUGAUGCUGAACGUGAUGCGGGCGACUCAACGGAAAGAUGCUGCAGCCUUAACAGCCGCUGUUCGCGCUGCCGCCACACAUCAGCAACAACAGCAACAGCUGUUGAGCACCACCACCGCACGCGUCAACAGCAUCGAGGCUAAAGCCUCAGCAGUGCCAGGCUGCACGACUUACAUGGCGAAACAGCUCAACGAGCGCAUCGACCAUGCCGUCAGUCUAAUCGGCGAACUAAGUGACUUCACCAGUCCGACUACGAUCAGCAGCACGGUGGUCGCCAUCAAAACGGACAUCACCAAGCUGAAGUCGCAACCGGCAACAACUGCGAAGGUAUACAAGAUGCCACGCUUCAACAUCGACAAGUUCGAGGACUACAACAAGACCGACGCUUUGACAUGGUGGCAAGCCUUCCUCACCGAAGCGUCCUGCCACAAGGUCCCGGCCGAAGACAUGCUGAAGGCACUAUACCUCCAACUCAUUGGAGGUGCGCAGACGUGGAUGAACAAUCUCGCAGUUAAUAAGGGAACCACUAUCGCCGAGUUAUAUAAACACCUCACGUGGGAGGAUUUUGAACAGAUGUGGUUCACUCGAUUCAUGGUCCGCAACGUUGUGAAGGCGGCCAUGAACGAGGUCUACACUUGCUCACAGGGAAACAUGCCAACUCGAGACUGGACAAUCAAGUGGCAAAAGAUAGUGACCACACCAGGCUUCGAUUUGAGCUUUACAAACCAACGAUCCGAGUUCUUCUCGCGAUCGUGCGCAGGACUGCGAACCGCACUCGACAACGAGUACGAUUAUGCCUCAUUCCAGGCUAUUCUGGAUCGUGCGAACCUGGUCAUCCAAAUGGACGACAAGGCCGCCAACGAAAAGCAGUCCCAGCCGCACUAUGUGGCUAAGCAGGGCUACCAACGACAGACACAUAACAAUGUCGUGAUUUCUGAAGAAUCAGUUGAUCUCCACGUUGCAGCAGCAUCCUCGAGUGAUGGAGGAACUGUCGCAGCGCUCCCUCCGAAGCAUCCCAAGAGAGUUUGAAAGAACAAGGCGACACAAGCGACGACAUUGACGGGAACUGGGCAGCAGCCAUGGACGGCAUACAAGAUAACCAAGGA
Chara braunii is the source of this 2807-nucleotide messenger RNA. Lineage: Eukaryota; Viridiplantae; Streptophyta; Charophyceae; Charales; Characeae. The record is from the annotation of a GenBank genome assembly.